AUGGAUCGCAAGAUUCGCUCUGGUCAGUGGCUUCUGCCACUGUUGGCGUUGGUAGUGUUUGUGAUCGUACGCAUCGGUGCACAAGUGGACGGAUAUGGUGGGGCUGAAGUUAAAAUGCUCGAUGGUGAGAAGGUGGUCACGAUCAAGUUCGAGCCGUACAUGGAGCUCUGCCGGGGCACGUACAUACAGUCGCCCGCCGUGCUGAGUCAACUGUUCUGCUUUUACGAUGUGCGUAACAUGCACAGCAUCAUCAUCCCCAGCAAGGUGGAAGUCAUCAGUAACGACCCGUUCGUGGCACUGUUCCACGGCAUAGUGCACGAUGGUGAGAUUGCCCAGUUGCAGUCGCUGGGCGGUACACACAUUAAGCAGUCCGGACCGACGAAUGAUAGCUGGCUGCCGGUGUUUUACGAAAACCAUCAAACAUUCACACUGCACGAUCGGGACCAUCCGCUGGUGGAGCGGUUGACCCAGCGCAUCGAAAAAGUGACCGGGCUGAGCUGCGAAUCGGCCGAAGAUCUGAAGGUGAUCUACAACGAGGUCGGUUCGUUUAAGACGAGCGCAAUAGAUGCGAUCCAGACGAAGGAGGAAUACCAUCGUUUCGCCUAUGCCGGUGAUCGAAUGGCCACAGUGCUGUUCUUCCUGAACGACGUCUCUAAAGGAGGUAACAUCAUUUUCCCUAAGCUCCACAUCGCUAUACCUCCUCGGAAAGGGACGGUAGCUUUCUGGUACAACCUGAAGGACACUGGCGAAGCGAAUCCGCUUAUGAAGUACAGCAUCUGUCCACUGCUGGAAGACACCAAAUGGACGGCAAAGAAAGUGCUUCACACGCGUGGGAACGAGCUUCGUCAACCAUGCCGUCCAGAAUCAGCACCAGUGCCGGAGACGAAGUAG
Molecule: messenger RNA, 891 nt
Organism: Anopheles moucheti
Lineage: Eukaryota; Metazoa; Arthropoda; Insecta; Diptera; Culicidae
Product: prolyl 4-hydroxylase subunit alpha-1-like
Exons: 2
Coding region: 1-891 (296 amino acids)
Biological process (GO): peptidyl-proline hydroxylation to 4-hydroxy-L-proline
Cellular component (GO): endoplasmic reticulum
Molecular function (GO): procollagen-proline 4-dioxygenase activity; L-ascorbic acid binding; iron ion binding
Source: RefSeq, a predicted model, not a curated record